Elgaria multicarinata webbii is the source of this 2300-nucleotide messenger RNA. It is a transcript of the gene MACIR, whose product is annotated as macrophage immunometabolism regulator. The transcript is spliced from 2 exons. The coding region runs from base 101 to 727 and encodes 208 amino acids. Gene Ontology annotation, biological process: negative regulation of fibroblast migration; negative regulation of cytokine production involved in inflammatory response. Lineage: Eukaryota; Metazoa; Chordata; Lepidosauria; Squamata; Anguidae. The record is from RefSeq and is a predicted model, not a curated record.
GGCCUCUUCUCUCUCGACAUCACCGCGUCGCCGGCGGCCGGAACGCGGCCCGCAGGCCUCGGCAUCCUGGACCGCGCGGGCUAGUGGAUUCAUAUUUAAAAUGGAAGUUGACAUUAAUGGAGAGUCUAGGUCUGUUUUAGCUACUCUCCCCUUGCCUAUUGCUGAGGUGAGUGCCACUGGCAAGGCAGACUCAGAGAAACCUCGCUGCUCCAGCACUCCAUGUUCACCGAUGCACCAGACUGUCUCAGGCUAUCAGAUCCUCCACAUGGAUUCUAACUACUUGGUCGGCUUCACAACUGGGGAGGAACUUCUGAAAUUAGCCCAGAAGUGCACUGUAGGGGAGGAGAAGAAAGUAGAAGCGGUAGUGCCUACCUUGCGCUCCAAGCAGCUUGAUUCAGGACUUUCUCGCUCUUCUCGGGUGUGUAAAGCUAGAAGCAGAUAUUAUCAGCCUUAUGAAAUCCCAGCGAUCAAUGGCCGUAGAAGGCGACGGAUGCCCAGCUCAGGGGAUAAGUGCACCAAGCCACUAGCUUAUGAACCCUACAAGGCGUUUCAUGGCCCUUUGCCUCUUUGCCUUUUCAAAGGUAAAAGGGCUCACUCUAAAUCCCUAGACUACCUCAAUUUAGACAGAAUGAACAUCAAAGAACCAGCUGAUACAGAAGUGCUUCAGUACCAGCUCCAACACCUCACCCUAAGAGGGGACCGUAUGUUUGCUAGGAACAACACAUGAAGAGAAAUUGUCCUUGGUUCUUCAUUGCAUCAAAAUCCGCUGUACGAUGUGGACAGUCACACACCGUGGUACUUGAUUGUAUCAGCAAAGUGUUGCCAGACCAUAAUGUAUAUCAGUAAGAUUAUGAAGAUGGUGGGGUGGGGGGGGAAGUAUUGUGGAAAGAACUACUGGAAAAUUCUGACUGCAAAUGUCAUUAGAACACUAUAACAAAACAGAAGGUUUUGCACUUGGAUACCUAGAAUUUAUAGCAAUGUUACACUCAGAAAUUUAUGAACUGUGACUUGUUUCUGACUGGGCUUGCUGUAAGAAACUACUCAUGGAUAAGCACUGAAAUACACUCUUAAUAUUAAACGUGUGUAUAUGCAAUGACUUUUGCAUUAUAGGAAAAAAAGUUUGACUAAGACCAUGUGUUCUUUAAAAUAAUCCAGUUUACAUUUAUUAUAACUGGUUUUGCACUGGAAAUGGGGAAAGAAAUCACUGAUGAAAUUAAGCCUGAGUACUUACGUUACUGGAGCUGGCUUUUUUUUUAUUAAUGUAAUUGAAUUACUUUUCAUAUUUCAGAUUAAUUUCAUUGUAAAUUAAAAACAAAAACAAAUGUGUUUUGAAGGAGAAAAAUAUUGGAAGGCCAACGGACUUUUAUUUUGUACUUCAUCUUUUUUUAAAAAAGAAGAAGAAAGAUUAAUACAUACAUGGAGAUCUUUAUGUUGUGUGUAUAUACAUCGUGAAUAGCUGCAUUUGCAUCGGCAGUAUACAAAUGACAUUUUCGAUUUUAGUACUACCAUAUUACAUAAUUAUUACAGGAGGUCUUACUAGACCACAUUUUAGCACUUCAUCGGAACAUUCCAGUUUAUUCAUAGCACUGAACAUUACUUUUAAUAUCUUGAUUUGGACUCUGACUUUUCUUUUUUUUAAGUCUUCUAGGAUUUUACUAGACUAUGAAUUAUGUCAAAUGCACUGGCUUGAAAUGUUUAUUACAAAACCAAUCUCCAAUCAAAAUCUAAUUUAACUUAGUUUUACCAUAGCAUUUAAAAAUAAUCUGCUGGAGUUCUCUUUAAGAUGUGCUGCAUAUUACUUAAGCAAUGUGCAACCAUGUUAUGUUUUGGUCUGUUAAGUUAUUUAGAAGUGAAUGCUUAAAUUUUGGGGAAAGCAUAAAGGGAGCUUAAAUUGUUUGUGAAACAAAGACUUUUUAAAGUUCUGAGUUUCCUAAAUAGAAUGGCUUAAGUUUUUUGUCUCUUAAGAAAGGGUGCAGAGAGCACAUGCUUUGGAAGUCUAGAAUUCAUCUCCUCUUUAACACCCUUUCCCCACAGUUACAUCCAACAGGCAGUGCAAAAUCUGUGGAUCUGUUUUGUUUUAACUUUGAGGGAACGCUUGUAAUUUUUACAAGUCACUAUGUUGUAGUGAGGAAUUAUUUCUUAAGAAACUGUUCUAUAUAGCCUUUAGUUUGACCAGAAGAGUACUGUCCAAUGCCAAAGAGAGGGUUUUUACAUUUGUUGAUUAAACAUUAUUUAUUGAUUUUACCCUAUGAAAUGACAUUGUUGACUUAUGAAAUAAAAGGGUGACGUGCAUACAUUUA